AAUCAAUAUGAUGUAACUGCCAAGAAGUUACAUAAUUUGACGUCAUUUAAAAAAGAUAACGCAACGCACGACUUUACUUUCACCCAUACACACACACACACGCACAUUAAACUUAGAAAUCACAAUUUGUUUGAACAUGCAAGUGGAGCAAUGCCCAGUGAUUGCAGCGAAGAUGAAUGGACCAGGACCAGCUAAGUAUAAACUACCAGGAACCUUUGGUUACAUGUAUCAUGAUGCGACCAGAAAAAAAAUGCCAGCAUUUAGCUUUGGAAAACGAUUUAACAUAUCGCAUGAAAGUUGUUCUCCUGGUCCUUCAUAUAUGGUUCCACAAUUUGUGACGCGAACGGGAAGAGCAACCGCCCCAGCAUAUUCUCUUUACGGAAGACAACCCGAGAAGACAUUUAACCACACUCCCGCCCCAGGUCAGUACAGUCCGGAGAAGUAUCCAAUACCGCAUAACAAAAGAGCACCUAGUUAUUCUUUUGGUGGACGAGCGAAAGAAAGUCGAGUAGAGAAGUCGCCAGCACCAAACGCGUACAAAUUACCAUCAUUAAUUGGUUCAGAAUGUAUUGCGCGACAUUCGGCUCCUUCGCAUUCUAUUUGUGGAAGACCAAAGAUCGGCGGUUGUUAUGAAGAUCUCAAAAAAACCCCUGGUCCCGGCACCUACAAAGUAUGUGACCCGAAUACCUACUUAUCAAGAGGACCAGCUUACUCAAUUAAAGGCCGCCAUGAUAUUAUACAAGAUAAAGUGAUAGUUCCUGGACCUGGGGCAUACCGACCUGAAAAGGUAUGGAUCAACAAAAAGACUGGACCGAGCUUUUCGUUUGGCAUACGCCAUACACAAUACAUCACGAUGUUGAAUGACGAGCCAGAAAAUCCAGAACAUAGUUGACUAGACGUGAAAGGAAAGCAUUUGUUAUCCAGCGAUCUUAAACAUCAAGAAAAUAUCAUGAUUCAAUUACAAGGACGAUCGCUGGAUUUGUAUCGAUUUUAUUUAUAGAAUGAUAAAAAAUGUGCAAAUAA
Messenger RNA from Hydractinia symbiolongicarpus, 1023 nucleotides. Its product is annotated as outer dense fiber protein 3-like. Bases 137 to 892 code for a protein of 251 amino acids. The record is from RefSeq and is a predicted model, not a curated record. The transcript is spliced from 5 exons. Gene Ontology annotation, cellular component: cytoskeleton. Lineage: Eukaryota; Metazoa; Cnidaria; Hydrozoa; Anthoathecata; Hydractiniidae.